Rasamsonia emersonii CBS 393.64 is the source of this 702-nucleotide messenger RNA. RefSeq lists its product as uncharacterized. The coding region runs from base 1 to 702 and encodes 233 amino acids. The record is from RefSeq and is a predicted model, not a curated record. The transcript has 3 exons. Lineage: Eukaryota; Fungi; Ascomycota; Eurotiomycetes; Eurotiales; Trichocomaceae.
AUGCGUUCUGCCAGCUCUUACAUCCUCUCCGCCGCCGCUGCCCUUACGGCCGUUGUCUCGGCCCAGAGCAGCACCACAACCAUCCAGAUCUUCGGUGCGGGCCCGACACAAGUGCCUUUGAAUGGGGUGGAUGCCAGCGUGGUGGAUGCAAAUGCGGCCGCCACGACGUUGGCCCUGGAGUGCACAGAUGAGCAGCUGUGUGCGCUCAAAUCGCCCGUGACAGUGACCGAGGGCCCAUCCACCUAUACCCUGAGUGCUGUCUUCUCGACCCAGACCGACGGCGUGGACGCCGAGAUGACGCUGAUGCAGAACUGCCACAUCACGUCCUCGACCCAGGGCGCCUCCUGCUCCGUCUCUCUCGGCAUCGAGAUUAGCGGUGAUGGCAUCUCAACAUCGACGAACACGGCCACCGCCACCUCCUUCGCGUCCGACGAGAUCUACUACCGCCCGCUGACUGUCACCGCCGGCGUCGACAAGCUCAAUCGGCCCCAGGCGACCCAGACGCCGCAUGGGGCAGCUGCUGGCCGCAUGGGCAUGGGCGGUGCUGGUGCUGGUGCUGCUGCUGCCGUCGCGGCGGCUGCUGCUAUGGGCAUCGCUGUGCCUGGUAGUGACGCGAUCAUGCCUGAAGGUGUGAGGGUUAGCCAAAGACCACUAUGGCUAGUUUUUGCAGCCCUAGUCAGCCCAUCACUCGUCCAUAAAUGA